UAGGGCAGAAGCGGGUGCCAUUGAGCUCCGUCGAGUAGCAGAGGGGGCAGGGCUAAUUCUUAAAGGAGCCGCGACCCAUUAGCAGACCGGAGGGUGACCCGGAUGAUGGCGGCCCGUGCUGCCUUAGCCUGGGCACUGUGGCUACUACUGCCCCCAGUGGGUGUGGGAGGGGCAGGGCCCCCGCCGAUCCAGGACGGCGAUUUCACUUUCCUGCUACCUGCGGGGAGGAAGCAGUGUUUCUACCAGUCCGCGCCAGCCAACGCAAGCCUGGAGACCGAGUAUCAGGUGAUCGGAGGUGCUGGACUGGACGUGGAUUUCACGCUGGAGAGCCCUCAGGGCAUGCUGCUGGUCAGUGAGUCCCGCAAGACAGACGGGGUGCACAUGGUGGAGCCCACGGAGGCCGGGGACUACAAGCUGUGCUUUGACAACUCCUUCAGCACAAUCUCGGAGAAGCUGGUGUUCUUUGAACUCAUCUUUGACAGCCUGCAGGACGACGAGGAGGUUGAGGGCUGGGCAGAGGCUGUGGAGCCCGAGGAGAUGUUGGAUGUCAAGAUGGAGGACAUCAAGGAGUCUAUUGAGACCAUGAAAACCCGGCUGGAACGCAGCAUCCAAAUGCUGACGCUGCUCCGGGCCUUCGAGGCUCGUGACCGCAACCUGCAGGAGGGCAACUUGGAGCGGGUCAACUUCUGGUCGGCUGUGAAUGUGGCGGUCCUGCUGCUGGUGGCUGUGGUACAGGUCUGCACACUCAAGCGCUUUUUCCAAGACAAGCGCCCUGUGCCUACAUAGCCCCAGAAGGAGGAGGGGGAAGAAGGGGUAUUAGGGUGCAUGCACGAGACUUGGGGCUCCCUUCCCCAACUUAGUUUCCUCCAGGAGGGGAGUCUGUGUGGUCGGGGCCUGAGGUGUGGCCCCUGGGAUCUCCUCCCCUCGGCGGGGCUAGGCAGGGAGCUCCGGCUGGCUCGCAGGCCUGGGCCCUCCAGAAGGGACAGCGCAGCGGUACACUACUUUGGUGGAAAUUGUGUACUGGGGGCACUGCGGUGUUUGAACGCAACCAUUGGAUUUUCUGGCCCUGCCUCUGUCCCCACUGCAAAUGUGCCUUCGGCCACCGUCCAGCCUGCACAGCUGGUGUGGGACGGGGCCCAGGAAGCAAACUGUCCCUCCCCUUCCCCGCCGGCCCUCUCAGCCACGCCGCAGCAGGAGGGGGCUUGCUGCUUGUGGAACUCCAUGCCUUCCUUUCUUCCUCUCUUUGUAGCCCCACCAGAGGCCUGUUGCUGCUGGGGCGGCUCCCUGGUGGGGGUGGCCUGCUUGUGCCAGGGGCUGGGAAGGAGACAUGCUGCAGUGUUCUUGCCAGGACAGUCACUUUAUUGACAGGAAGGGGCCCAGCCCCUUGGCCCAGCAGGGUGCGGGCGGAAUGUGAGGUCUGGUAACCUAACUCCAGGGUGGAGGCCUGCAAGACCCCCCUCCCCUCCUGCUCUCUCUGCAGGGGCCCCAGACAGGGCUGAGGGGUGGUCCUGCCAAAGCCUUCGCAGCAACCUUGGAACAAAGGGCGGUCUGGCGCGGGCACUGGAGUCAAUAAAUUAUGGCCAGAAAA
Messenger RNA from Manis javanica (Malayan pangolin), 1588 nucleotides. It is a transcript of the gene TMED1, whose product is annotated as transmembrane p24 trafficking protein 1. NCBI's taxonomy places the organism in Eukaryota, Metazoa, Chordata, Mammalia, Pholidota, Manidae. The record is from RefSeq and is a predicted model, not a curated record.